AUUUCCCUGGGGGAAAACAACAAUGAGCACCUGUCAGUGAAUCAGGAAGCUCUAGAGAUUCUUGGCCAGAUUUCUGAGCCAGUGGUGGUCGUGGCCAUUGUAGGACUGUAUCGUACAGGCAAAUCCUACUUGAUGAACCGGCUUGCAGGACAGAAUCACGGUUUCCCUCUGGGCUCCACGGUGCAGUCUAAAACCAAGGGCAUCUGGAUGUGGUGUGUGCCUCACCCCUAUAAGCCUGAUUGCACGCUGGUCCUUCUGGACACUGAGGGCCUGGGCGAUGUGGAAAAGGGCGACUCUAAGAAUGACUCGUGGAUCUUUGCCCUGGCUGUGCUGCUAUGUAGCAGCUUCGUCUACAACAGCAUGAGCACCAUCAACCACCAGGCCCUGGAGCAGCUGCAUUACGUGACAGAGCUGACAGAACUCAUUAGGGCAAAGUCCUCCCCUACACCAGAUGGAGUAGAAGAUUCAUCAGAGUUUGUGAGUUUCUUUCCAGACUUUAUCUGGGCCGUACGGGAUUUCAUCCUGGAGCUGGAGUUAAAUGGUCAGCCUAUCACAGAAGAUGAGUACCUGGAGAAUGCCUUGAAGCUGGUUCCAGGCCUGAAUCGCAAAGCUCAAAUAUCUAAUCUCCCUAGAGAGUGCAUCCGCCAUUUCUUUCCAAGAAGGAAGUGUUUUGUCUUUGACCGGCCAACAAAUGACAAAGAACUCCUAGCCCAUAUUGAGAAGGUUGUAGACAACCAACUGGAUCCUAAAUUCAAGGAACAAACAAAGAACUUCUGUUCUUACAUCCUCACCCAGGCGAAGAUCAAGACCCUCAGGGAGGGAAUCACAGUCACUGGGAAGCGGCUAAGGACUCUGGUGGUGACUUAUGUGGAUGCCAUCAGUAGUGGUGCAGUGCCUUGUUUGGAGAAUGCAGUUACAACACUGGCCCAGCUUGAGAACUCUGGGGCGGUUCAGAAGGCCGCCAACCACUACAGUGAGCAGAUGGCCCAGAGAGUGAGCUUCCCCACAGACACGCUUCAACACCAGUAUUUUAAAAAUAUAUAUAUUUUAUUGAUUUUUUUUACAGAGAGGAAGGGAGAGGGAUAGAGACCCUCUAUACUUCCCUUUCAGGAAAUCAUAAAGGAUAAGCAGGAUAAGAUCUUGCUGCAGAAUGAAGAGGCAUCUGUUAAAUUCUGCCAGGAAAAACUUGAGCAGCUUUCCAUGUCCCUAAUGGAAGGUAUUUCAGCAGGCAUUUUUUCUAUUCCUGGUGGUCACAAGCUCUACAUGGAAACAAAGGAAAGGAUUGAACAGGACUACUGGCAAGUGCCCAGGAAAGGAGUGAAGGCACAUGAAGUUCUCCAGAGGUUCCUGCAGUCACAGGCAGCAACAGAGAAUUCCAUCCUGCAGGCAGACAAAGCUCUCACGGAUAGGGAGAAGGCCAUGGCAGCUGAGCGGGCCAAGAAGGAGGCAGCUGAGAAGGAUCAGGAGUUGCUGAGACAGAAACUACAGGAGCAACAGCAGCAGAUGGAGGCACAGGAGAGGAGUCUCCAGGAAAAUAUAUUGCAACUGAAGGAGAAGAUGGAGAGGGACAGAGAGACUAUAGUAAGAGAGCAGAAUAUGAUGUUGGAGCAUAAAUUGAAGGUUCAAGAAGAUAUGCUUAGAGAAGGAUUUAAAAAUAAAUCUGAACUGAUGAAUGCAGAGAUCAGUCAUUUGAGAAAUAAGAUUGAUACUGCUCAAAAGGAUAAUACUUCCUGGAUUGAAAAAGCCAUAGGUGUCUUGUCAAUAUUGUGUAAUACUGGUAAAGCUGUUAGUGAUAUUUUGAGAGGCAUAAGUUUGUUAAAAAAGAAAUAAUUUUCCUUCCAAAAAAAUUAUAGAAUGUGGAUAUAUGCUAUGGCUUGUUUUUAGUGUGUAUUCUUUUCAAGUUUUUUCACCCAAUGAAACAAAAAAAGGUGCUUACUAAAGAAUGUCAAUGCCUAUCCCUCAUUAAAUAGAAUUAAUGCUCCUAUGCUUUGUUAUAGCGUUUACUCUUUGAAAUAUGCAUGUUUAAAUAAAUGUACUU
This is a messenger RNA of Myotis davidii, 2038 nucleotides long. Its product is annotated as guanylate-binding protein 6-like. Lineage: Eukaryota; Metazoa; Chordata; Mammalia; Chiroptera; Vespertilionidae. Gene Ontology annotation, biological process: defense response to protozoan; defense response to Gram-positive bacterium. Gene Ontology annotation, molecular function: GTPase activity; GTP binding. The transcript has 10 exons. The record is from RefSeq and is a predicted model, not a curated record.